Molecule: messenger RNA, 5902 nt
Organism: Castor canadensis (American beaver)
Lineage: Eukaryota; Metazoa; Chordata; Mammalia; Rodentia; Castoridae
Product: putative serine/threonine-protein phosphatase 4 regulatory subunit 1-like
Biological process (GO): protein dephosphorylation
Cellular component (GO): cytoplasm
Molecular function (GO): protein phosphatase regulator activity
Source: RefSeq, a predicted model, not a curated record
UCCUCAAAAGAUAUAGCCAUUAUUUUAUUAUGACUGUCCCAACGGCUCCUCUUCUGACUCUCAUUCCUAGAGAGUAGCCUUUUGGUAACAAGUGUUUAGUGUGUCCUGGGAGUAGUCAGUGUCUUAUAGAGUGGAUGGAAAGGUGGCAUGACUUUGGUGGUUGGUUAAAAGCUUCCUUGGUGAACGGCAUGAUCUUUAGUGAGGACCUACUGUGCUCCAGGCAUCAUACCAAGCUUGGAGAAUCCAGUAGCAACCAGGUGCAGUCACCUGUGGAAACACCUGUCACAGAAGGACUUACUGCCCAUCACAGCAAGCUGUGGCAUAGCCAGACGUCAGCCACAUUGCCACCAUUGGAACACUUGAGGUGGAAGGAGAAUGGACAGGGAAGGCUUUCUAGUGAUGCUGCACCCUCGCUGAGACCUAAAGCCAAAAGGAGAGAGAAGAUGAGGAACAAGUUCUGCAGGAAGUCUCAGGUGUGAGGGCCUCUUGCAGUUCCAACAGACCAAAGCGUGGGGUGUAUAAAGGGUGGUGACCAGUGGCCAGGGGUGGCCAGAUCAUGGGGGUGGUGGCAUAUCCCACAUGCACAAACCCAGUGUGUACCACCAUCCUGAGGCAAGGGUGGGGUUUUAUCGCCAUCCCUCGAGUGAGCGUGUGAAAGUGUAGACAGGUAAGUGACUUGUUCUGGCCACUCAGCUACACUUAGUAGCAGUUGUGGGAUGCAUCCCAUUACAUUCUGGGUGCAUUAGGCACCUGAGCCUGUGAGCUCAGCCUCCUGAUUUUGCUUUGGGAAGGGGUCUUGGCUUCUUAACCAGGACACUUUUCUCAUCCAGAGAGACCUAUUGGGCAUACCCAGGGAAGGGCCAGCAAGGUGCUGCCAGGCCAGAGGUGCACUUGGAUGGGAAAUGGUGAAGCUGGUGAGUGCCUGAGGGCAGACGGGAUGGGAGCGAAUCCUCUGUCAGAUUCCUGCUAGCAGGACGAGACCUCAUUGUUUCUCGUCUGACUGGUCAGCACGUUGGAACAGAACCGCCUGGCUGUUUUUCAUAGGGGUGAGCCUCCUUGUUCCCUGCUUCUGAGUCCCCAGUAGAGGAGUGGUUCCCGAGGGUGCUGAUCAGAGGCAACGCCCACAUUGGACAAAUGGCACUGAACGAGAGGCAGCCAGCUGUUCUGGAACCCUCUGCUCCUUCCCGCCUUCCUUGUGGGCUUAUACAGCUGUCCACUUUACUUUAGAUGACUUCUCAAUGUGGUAGUUUUAGAGAUGCUUGUAGAAGAGGGCCGAGAAGGCAAAAGGCAUGCCACAAGGCCACAGCUUUGCCUGUGUGGCCCGUCACAGUUGCUUUGCAGUUAGGUAUGUGAUUUUAAAGCAUUUCCUCUUCCCACUAGAUGGAUUUGAAGACUGCAGCCCAGAUUGUGACAGCAGGAGGGUAAUGGCCUUCUUGGACAUUCCAGGUCAGGAUAAUCUGCCUCCACUCACCCGCCUGGAAAAGUACGCGUUCAGCGAUAAUGUCUUCAACCGUCAGAUUAUUGCCAGAGGACUUCUUGAUGUCUUGCGGGACUUCAGCAGCAAUGAAGAAGACUUUCGAACAGUAAUGGAGAUUGUGGUCAGACUGUCAGAAGAUGGAGAGCCCACAGUGAGGACCGAGCUGAUGGAACAGAUUCCUCCUGUCGCCAGUUUCUUACGAGAAAACAGAUCAGAUUUUCCUAUGGUGCUCUCUGCAUACCUCAUACCUCUUGUAGUGAGGUAUCUGACUGACCCAAACAAUCAGGUUAGGAAAUCGAGUCAGGAAGUGCUCUUGAUUCUUCUGGAACAAGACCUAAUUUUCCAGCAUGAUAUCGAAAACAAAGUGUGUCCUAUUCUGCUGGAGCUGUCUGCCCCAGAUAGUGAAGAUGAAUACAGAGCUGAAGCUGUGAGUGUAAUCUGUAAAAUGGCUUCAAUGCUGAGCAAGAGCACAGUUGAACGCCUGCUACUCCCUCGGUUCUGUGAGCUGUGUUGUGAUGGGAAGCUUGUACAAAUUCGGAAGGUGUGCGCUACAAGUUUUGGUGAUAUUUGUCAUGCUGUUGGACAAGAAGCCACUGAGAAAUUUUUGAUACCAAAAUUUUUUGAGCUCUGCUCGGACAGUGUGUGGGGGAUGCGGAAAGCCUGUGCGGAGUGCUUCAUGGCUGUGUCCUACAACACCUCUCCUGAGGUCCGCAGGACCCAGCUCUCGCCUCUCUUCAUUGGGCUCGCCAGUGACCCCUGCCGAUGGGUACGCCAAGCUGCCUUCCAGUCCCUUGGCCCCUUUAUCUCCACCUUUGCAAACCCCUCCAGGGCUGGCCUGUACAUUCAAGAGGAUGGCACCCCGAACAUCCGCCCACCAAGCCAGGAUGUGGAGGCUGGUUCUGCCUCUGGCUCAGCCAAGCUUGGCAGUUGUGGUAGUACCUCUUCAACCAGUUCAACAAAGCCUAUGCAGAUGGAGGCAGAUCUACUUGUGGAGGAGAUCUCAGCUGAAAACAGUAAUUCCCUUCAUGUCAGUAGCUCCUCCAGUGGCCCUGCAGAAAACCCAAUGGAAGACCCUGCUUCAGGUGGAGCUGAGUUGACCAGGCUUUCCCCAGGGGGCAGUGCCUCCUUGAAGCUCCGUGGUGGUAAUGAGCAACCACUCAGCAGCCGCCAUGGACCAGAUCCCCAGGCCUGCCCAGGGAACUUAGAGGAUAUGUUCAGUAAUGUCCUAUAUUGGCGAACUCCUCUGCCUGACAUAAGCAAGGACAUGGAACUGCUUCUGAGUGAGGCUGGGCCUCGGGAAGAGGACUGUGGCUGCCCUGAAACUACGUACCACAGCUGUGUGGCCAGCAGUGAGAUCCAGAGGGUCCUGGAUAGUUUGCAGGAGCAUAUGAUGAAUGAUCCCAAUGUACAAGCUCAAGUUCAGGUACUAUCAGCUGCACUGAGAGCAGCACAGCUUGACUCCAUGUAUGAACCCGAGAGCAAGCCGGCAGAAGAGCUAAGCGAAGUGUCCAUCUCACAUCCCAGCCCUGCCCCUGACAAGCACAUCCCUCUGCUGGCUUCAUCAUCUCAGAAUGAGCUCUCUGUGGCCAGGAUAUUACAGAGCACAGAUCCAGGCAACCCCUAUAAUGGAACCACUGGCCAUUUGGAGACUGAGCAGAGGCAUGAACCCACCACACUUCAAGAGGAUAAAUCUAAACUACAGGAUAUAAUCCCUCAGCCUCUACUAGACCAGUUCGUGUCAAUGACUGACCCAGCUCGAGCCCAGACUGUGGACACUGACAUAGCCAAGCACUGUGCCUAUAGCCUCCCAGGGGUGGCACUGACCCUGGGCAGGCAGAAUUGGCACUGCCUGAAAGACACGUAUGAAACACUGGCUUCCGACGUACAGUGGAAGGUCCGUAGGACCCUUGCCUUCUCCAUUCAUGAGCUGGCUGUGAUUCUUGGGGAUCAGUUGACGGCAGCUGACUUGGUACCUGUCUUCAAUGGGUUUUUAAAGGAUUUGGAUGAAGUACGCAUAGGAGUUCUAAAGCAUCUGUAUGAUUUUCUAAAGCUACUCCAUGAAGACAAGAGGAGAGAAUAUCUUUAUCAGCUUCAAGAAUUUAUAGUGACUGAUAACAGCAGGAAUUGGAGGUUUCGAUAUGAGCUAGCAGAGCAGCUGAUACUGAUUUUGGAGCUCUAUAACCCCAGUGACGUUCACACUUACUUGAUGCAUAUCGCCCUCAAGCUGUGUGCAGACAAAGUGUCUCGAGUUCGGUGGAUCUCCUUCAAGCUAGUUGUGGCAAUUCUGCAGAAGUUCUACUCACACAGUGAAAGUGCCCUGGGCUUACUCUUCAUCAAGGAGCUCAUCCUGAGGUUCCGGCACUGCUCUAAGUGGGUUGGAAGGCAAGCAUUCGCUUUCAUUUGUCAGGCGGUGGUGAGUGAGGAGUGUGUCCCCGUGGACCAGUUCGUUGAGCACUUGCUUCCCAGUCUUCUGAGCCUUGCAUCGGAUCCUGUGCCAAACGUGCGAGUCCUGCUGGCCAAGGCACUGCGGCGGACCCUGCUGCAGACGGGUUAUUUUAGAAGUGCUGGUAACCCUCAUCUUGAAGUCAUUGACGAGACCAUCUUGGCUUUGCAGUCUGAUCGGGAUCAAGAUGUUUCCUUUUUUGCCACUCCAGAACCAAAGCAGCAGAAUAUUACAGACACCACUGUGCCGGAGAACAGCUAACUCCUCCGUGAUGAAUUGCACUCCUCAUGCUUUUUGCUUGGCACAUCUGGCUUGUAACUUGAAGGGGAGCUGACUGUAUUUUACCUGCUGAAGGAGAAGGGUCUCUGAGCCUUUCAUAUCAUGCACCUCCAUGACCGCCUGCUUUCCUGUCUGCAGCUCUUGGGGGCUGAACUCCAGGUGGGGUUUUAUUGCAGACAGCUCAGCUGGUGUCCUGCUCCCUCAGGCUCAUAGGCCUCAUCUAUGACAGUCUGUAGGAAGCUUGAAGGACCAGGUGGCUUACAGCUGUCAGGGUCUCUGCACCUUCAGACUGUGGUCUAUUGUAGACGGAGUACUAAAGUCCCCCCUUGCCAAUAAAGUCGUUUACUAGAAGCAUAUGUAAGUCUUAAGUAGACUUCCAUAUUCUCUUAUGGUUUCCUGUAAAAUAUAGUUUAUGGUAUUUUAUUUUUGACUGAAAUACCGUUCGUAUAUAAAUAACUCUUGAUAGGAAGAAAAUAUAUGAACGCUCUUUUAGUUUCCCACCAGUGAGCUGAGCAAAUACGUCAUUUAAAUUUAUGUUCCACUUGAGUUGCUGCAAAUAUAGCCGAGUUGUUUACUUUUAAGAGAUGUGAUAGAGAAUUCUGAAGAGUGAUUUGUGGCAGUCUUCCUAAUGUUGUGCUUUCAGUAUAACUUUGGAGCUUUCCCUCGGGUGGUCACACUUUCCCAUCUGUCGGGAACUCUGCCCAUAAAGAUGUGUGAAAGUGGCAUGAAGCUGAAAGAUUUUUCAUUUUAUGUGCGUAUUGUCAUAUGUUUAAGAACUCAGGAUGGAAACUAAUAAUUGACAUGCAUGGGUAUUGAUUUUAUAGCUAAUGCUUUUGAAUAGUCACACAAAAGGGCUAGAGCAUGGCUCAAGUGGUAGAGUGCCUGCCUAAUAAGCGAGAGGCCCUGAGUUCAACUCCCAGUGCUGCAAAAAAAAAAAAAGAAUCUUCACAAAAAAAAUAGGAAAGCGCAGGUUUGAUCAGAACUUGCCCCCAAAUACCAGAUUGUGGGGGUUAAAUUAUGUAGUCUUAAAUUGCCCUAAGUAUACAGAACUUAAAUGUCAUGCUUUAAAAAUUUAGAUUAAGAAGGUUGGAGAUGUGGCUCAGGCAGUAGAGCACUUGCUUUACAAACUGGAAGCCCUGAGUUCAAACCCCAGUCUCACCAAAAAAAAAAAAAAAAAUUAGACUAAGAGAAAGAUGCUGUAGAAUUUAAACGAAUUUUUCAUUAAGAAUCCAAGGUUCUAUAAAUGUUUGAGUUCUUCAUACAUGUGUGCUUGUUUCUGUUUCUGUUCUUACCUUCACAAAGGUGGGCAUGGGAAGGAGGGAGGAGCAGCCCCUGGGGUUCAGGAGCUGGCUGUAAGGACAUGUGAGCUAUUUUUGUUUUCCCCUUUAUCUUUUCCUUGUAUGUGUUUUCUCUUUUCUUUUUUUAAAUAAAAUUUCUUGAAGCUGUAUAUUGGAUUUCCUGGCAUACAGGAUACCCCUCCCGCGCCCCCCCAUUUCUAUUGAACUGGUUCUUUCAAAAGAAAGGAAGGAGUCUCUACUGUGCCAAAGAAAAUAUGGUGUGAAAAUGCCACAUUGUAACCCAGGGUAGCACUCCGGGCAACUUUGGCAAAGAGUGACUUCAUUAAAAUUUAGAGACUACAUAUUUAAAAAAUCCAUUGUGUAUAAUCUGUGCCUAAAAUAAAUACAUUGUCUAGAAAGUGAGAU